CAAUCUCUUACAGUUCACCAGACAAUUCAUUCUUGCUAGAGUUUGUCUUUUUUUAACAGCUUUUGUGCCCCUGAAUCUCAUCUUUGCUACCAUGGGUAGCAUAUAAACAGACUCAUCUGGAAUAUCAUCACCCGAUUUGUAAGUGUAUUACAUGGUUUAUUAUUUUGGUCUCUACAAGUGCAUAAACAUUGUUACUUUUGAUCACUUUUGAUGUGAAAUUCCAAGAAAAAAAUUUUAUAGUUUCAACUUUGAAAGGCUGAGUUACAGUUUUAGGCCACUGGCAAAUGACACAGCAUAACUAAUUUUUAAAAAUUUUAACCAACGAAGUAUAUAUUUCUUCUAAAAAAUCCUUUCCUCUAAAUAAUUUUUUUUCUUCAAAUGCACUUCAGUACUGACAUUAAUUUUAUGUAUAGUGAAAUAUUUUAUAGGCUAACAUGGCUACUUGUCCAAGCAUGAUUGUACCAGAAGUUCUUAGAAAAGACAAUUACGAAAGGUGAAGCAUUUUAAUGCAACACUAUUUAGUAGCUCAAGAUCUUUGGGAUGUUGUUCAAUUAAAUGAGAUGUCUGACCAGCGAGAGUGGAUUAAAAAGAAUGCUUUAGCUUUGCAUUCAAUUAAGAUUUCAUGCGGAACAGAAAUGUUCAAUCGGAUUAAGGAGAUGGCUUCUGCCAAAGAUGCUUGGGAUGCUUUAGCCGAAAUGCAGCGACCCCCUUCCUAUCACGACAUUGUUGACCUCCAAGAAGUUUUCCCUUGGGACAUUGACAAGUUGCAAGAAGAAACGCUAACAGGGCAACAAAAGACCUUGCAUAAUUGGAUUCGCAGGGGGAAUAUUGGCAAAGUAAAGCAGUUCUUACGCGACAAUCCGGAUUCAAGAUUUGAAAUUAUAUUAGACUCUGCUAUCCACGUUGCAAUUACUGCUGGUAAGAAAGACGUUGCACGCUAUCUCUACAAGGAGACUCCUCUGCAAUGUCUAAAUGGAGAUCGUGGCUUCUUCCUCCUCCAGGAGUGUAUAAAAAAGAAAAUGUUUGGUAUGAGCUUUGACAAUCUUUUUCCUUUUGCUGUUAAUGUUUCACUUUUAUCUCACAAACUUUGGUAUCAGAUAUUGCAUUCGAUCUACUCCGCUUUAUUCCAGAGCUGGCAUUCAGAAACCCUUCUGGUUCCACUCCACUCAUUUUAAUGCUUGCUCAAUCACCCUCUUUGUUGGAAGGAAGACUUUUUGGAUCUUUGUCACUGU
Molecule: messenger RNA, 1232 nt
Organism: Rubroshorea leprosula
Lineage: Eukaryota; Viridiplantae; Streptophyta; Magnoliopsida; Malvales; Dipterocarpaceae
Source: the annotation of a GenBank genome assembly